ACCAUAUCGAUCUCAACAAGAGGCGUUGCAUCUUUACUCCACAAAACCACGUGGUAUAUAAUGCCAUCAUGUUCCCGAGACCCACGACCCUCAUAAAGCACCUCAUCACCCCUCAUAUAAGGCUUUUCAGCAGGUCCCUCCCCCCUAAACCUCCCCUAAAUAAGAUAAAAAAGGAAAAAGGAGUAGAAAACCGGCGAGUGAGAGAAGGCGCAAGGUUGCACCACCGCAGUCUUGGUCACACUGAACCUCACUCUCACUCAGACACUCACUCACUCACCUCAGUCAUGUCCACGCACAAGGCAGAGGACUUGAGCUGCAGACUCCAGCAAAACGGGAUGACCAACGGAUUUGGGCCCAAGACCCCCUUCCUCAUUGGGGUGGCAGGAGGAACGGCUUCAGGAAAGUCAACAGUAUGCAAGAAGAUCAUGGAAAAGGGGCCAAGAUGACAUUGAACAUUCCCAGCGCCGCGUUGUUUGUAUA
This is a messenger RNA of Penaeus vannamei (Pacific white shrimp), 480 nucleotides long. The record is from RefSeq and is a predicted model, not a curated record. Lineage: Eukaryota; Metazoa; Arthropoda; Malacostraca; Decapoda; Penaeidae.